AUGGAUCGCAUCGAGCCGGUUGAGGACCACACCUCUGGGGAUCCCCAGGGGUCGUCUCCAGAACAAUCUACACCCCCUCGGCCAGCAGGUCCUACACCGUUGCGCCCACGAGCUCCUUCACUUCGGACUCGAAGACCGAGUAUCCGCCUGACCCGCCUACCGUCCAUACCCUCUUUAGAUAAUGCCAAUCAACCGACGCCAGCACAACAGGAUAAUGCCCCCUUGUCGUACUUUGAACGUCAACCCAUUCAAUCUCCUCCGCCAGCGGAGGAAGAGGAAGUAUGGGCGGCAAACAGACGGCGCAGCAAUUCCGAACCCCGACCGGGCCGGUGGUCAUUUCCUGCAGCGCCGCUUUCAAGGGUCGCCACCGCGACUCCCGGACGGAUGAUGCCCGUGACUGAGGAAUCGUCGCGUCCAAGCCCGACAGUCGUGUCUCCACCUGCGAUAUUGCCUGGUCAAGAAACCGAGCAAGACUCCCUACGCCCGGAUCAGCCUGAGGCCCCACCCGCAGUAGCGCGGCCUGCAGGUCGCCUUCGACGAACCAGCCAAGCUGCGCUGAAUAGGUUCUCUCGGAACCGUGCAUCAACGGUCUCAGGAGAGCAUCCGACCCUUACUCCUCAGGAACAGCAACGUCAAGAUGAAGCGCGAUUGGAGGAACAGCGCAGAAAUGAGUAUGGUUCUCAUGUGGUCGACGUGCUAGAUGUGAUCGAUCCUGAGGUGUCUGCACUGUCUACCCUGACCAAUGUUCAGAACUCACUCUUCGUGCCGAACCUGGGCGGCUUCAUCAAUCGUAUGCCCACUUAUACUAUUUCGCGGCCGCAGUACUCUUCGGAUGAGGACCAGGAGACUACAACAGAUGAGGGGGCGUUAUCCGACGAAGCUAAGCUUCAGAAGGACCAGGAGCGACCAUCGGAACAACUGCGUCCCUCUGCCAGUAUGUCCUCGGUGUUGGCCGGCCCUCGUUAUGCCAUUCUUCCUGAAACCCGUGGACUGGAAGGGUGGACCAAGGAAGACUACGCGGAACUCAACGAUCAUGUUCGGCAUAUGCUUCACUCCCGUCGUUCCAAGUUCAAACGGUCUAUGAGGGGAUUCGGGCAGUAUGUGCGAAAGCCUCUUGGAUUCUGUAUUACUCUCUAUGCAACUUUAAUUACGUUGUUUGGUCUAGCCUGGGUUCUUUUCCUCAUCGGUUGGAUCAACAUUGCAGGAAAGCAACUCUAUGUCAUCAACAUUAUAGAUAACAUCUUGGUGGCUCUGUUUGCUAUCAUGGGUGAUGGAUUGGCUCCUUUCCGUGCAGUCGAUACGUACCAUAUGUGUUUCAUCGCGCAUUACACGCUUUUGACGUGGAAGAUCCGUAGAAAGCGUGCCCUACCGGAACUCAAAGACAAAAACGAUCUCCCAUCAAAGCCCGAGAAGGACGCCGAUGCUGAUGUCGAAUCUGGGGAGUUGACCAAAGAGGACGAACAUGAAUAUUCCGUGCUCAGUCCUCGCCAACAGUUGCGAUUAAUGCACCAUCAGCACAAAUUUGCCAAGUCCCACACCUUCUACAAACCACACGAAACCUUGACACACCACGCUUUCCCUCUCCGUAUCCUCAUUGCCAUUGUCGUUGUUCUUGACUGUCACUCUCUACUUCAGAUGGCUCUUGGUGCUUGCACCUGGAGUAUGGAAGACUACAACAAGCGACCUUUUGCCCUGACCACUGUCAUCCUGUGCUGCUCUAUUGCUUGCAACAUUACAGGUGGUGUCUUGAUCAUGAUUGGUGAUCGCAGAGCCCGAAAGAAGGACGUUGUUGAACGGCUCUUCCGCCAGGAGUUGACCGCAGAAGCCAUGAAGAAGAUGGAGAAGAAGAAAGUCAAGGAAGAGCGCCGAAGCAUGGCGAUUGAGGAGCGCAGAAGCAUGCAAAUUGAUCGUAAGAGUGCACAAAUCGAUCGCCCUGAGGCUCCAGGGCCGUAUCAUGGCACCUGA
Molecule: messenger RNA, 1965 nt
Organism: Penicillium nucicola
Lineage: Eukaryota; Fungi; Ascomycota; Eurotiomycetes; Eurotiales; Aspergillaceae
Product: DUF2985 domain-containing protein
Exons: 4
Coding region: 1-1965 (654 amino acids)
Source: RefSeq, a predicted model, not a curated record